CCCGCGCGCCCCUGCGUCCCGGUGUCCAGCGCCUAUGUCCCCCCCGCCGUCGCCACCAUGCCCAAGAGAAAGGCUGAAGGGGAUGCUAAAGGAGAUACAGCCAAGGGGAAGGAUGAGCCCCAGAGAAGAUCUGCAAGGUUAUCUGCUAAACCUGCUCCUCCGAAGCCAGAGCCCAAACCUAAAAAGGCCCCUGCAAAGAAGGGAGAGAAGGUACCCAAAGGGAAAAAGGGGAAAGCUGAUGCUGGCAAGGAUGGGAAUAACCCAGCAGAAAAUGGAGAUGCCAAAACAGACCAGGCACAGAAAGCUGAAGGUGCCGGAGACGCCAAGUGAAGUGUGUGUAUUUUUGAUAACUCUGUACUUCUGGUGACUUACAGUUUGAAAUACCAUUUUUUAUCAAGUUUUAUAAAAAUGCAGAAUCUACUUUUUUUUAAAGCUAUGUUGUUAGCACACAGAACACUUCAUUGUUGUUUUGGGAGAAGGGCAUAUGUCACUAAUAGAAUAUCUCUGAAGCUAGACUGAUUCAAGGGGAAAAACACCAUUCCCUUCUAGUUCUGAGAAACUUCCUCUUGGUUCCCAAGAGGAGCGAUUCCUUGAUGUUAACGCACAUUAGCCACCUUGGCAACAAAUGCCUUGUGGGGUGGAAAAUCAAAAAUUCAUUUCUUAUGUCCUUUUCUCCCUCUGCCUUCAACAUAGACUUGACUCCCUUAAACCCAGAGACCUGUUGGAACCUGACCCCAAGAAAUGGUUCCCAGUAUGUCAGGCAAUCUGGACUUUACAGUGUCACCAUGGAGAUGGCAUCUCUCAAAAGAGUUCCUUUUUUAGCUUGUGGAGCUUCAGAUUGAUAAUUCUGCCAUUUUCAUUUCAUUUCCUGAAAUUCAGGGUCGGCUUGUGAAAAGUUGUUAAACAACAUGCUAAAUGUAAAAUGUCAACCCUCACUCUAAACUCUCCCUGUUCAGAGCCUCAAAUGAAGACUUCAUUGGGUUCUAUAGUGGCUUUCUGAUUUUGGUAGUCCAUUGAAGAAGGGAGUUUGAAAAUUGUUCUAGACUGUUAACGAUUGUCUGCCCAUGUCCUGCCUGAAAUACCAUGAUUGUUUAUGAAAAGUAUCUUUAAUAAAGCUGGAUACAGUUUGGCUUGG
Messenger RNA from Leopardus geoffroyi (Geoffroy's cat), 1135 nucleotides. It is a transcript of the gene HMGN2, whose product is annotated as high mobility group nucleosomal binding domain 2. The record is from RefSeq and is a predicted model, not a curated record. Gene Ontology annotation, molecular function: nucleosomal DNA binding. Gene Ontology annotation, cellular component: nucleus; chromatin. Gene Ontology annotation, biological process: chromatin organization. NCBI's taxonomy places the organism in Eukaryota, Metazoa, Chordata, Mammalia, Carnivora, Felidae. The transcript has a single exon. The coding region runs from base 58 to 330 and encodes 90 amino acids.